Molecule: messenger RNA, 4953 nt
Organism: Prorocentrum cordatum
Lineage: Eukaryota; Dinophyceae; Prorocentrales; Prorocentraceae
Source: the annotation of a GenBank genome assembly
GAGUGCUUGCACGUGAUUGUCUGUGACCCUCCGUCUCCGCUCAAGUGCAUGAGCGUGGGCCGGUCCAUGGCCCCUGGCGCCUCCACGAGCCUGGCGGUGGGCGCCGCGGUCGGCGCUCCGGCGGCGUGGGCUGGGCUGCGCCUUCUGGGAGCCUGGCUGGGGACGCUGAUCGCGGCCUCGACCACCUGCCCAGCCUGCGUCUGCCAGGCGCCCUCGGCGCCGCCGCCGCCGCCGCCGCCGCCGCCGCCGCCGCCGCCCGUGGCGGCAGGCAUCGCGGCCGCGGUGGUGGAGGAGCUUGGGCCCUGGCUCGCGAACGUCUCGCCCGCUCCGGCGAUCUGCCCGAGCGCGGAGGCGGCGGCGGCGGCGGUGCUGGAGCGCCUGCCGCCGUCGCCCGGGCCCGCGGGGCCCCCGCGGGCGGCUUCGCCGCCCGAGGCCGGCCCGGCCGUGGAGGAGCAGCAGAGCGCUGUGACGCUGGUGGGUGCGGGCUGCGCUGUGGGAGAGCUAGUGCUUCUAGUCGUGUGCUGCCUGUGGCGGAGUGGUGCGCUGAGCUGCGCCCAGGGCUCCGCGGGGCUGUGGUACCGACGGGACACGGUGUGGCAUGAGCGCCUGCUGCUGUACCCAGCGGGCGGCACCUACUUGUGGGUGCUGACGCCGGAUGAUGACGUCUACGUCGAGAACAUCGCGGGGGUGACUGGGGACGGAUGUUCACGAGCCUUUGCGUGCACGCCAGACGAGACGCCACCGGCGGUGGCCCAUGGGAGCUUCUACCGCUUCCGAGCCCCCGUGUCGCCCGCCCGGCUCAGAGCCCUCAUCCUCGAAGCCAGGACUGAGCAGGGGGCGCGCGCGAGUGCGCCGCUGGAGGGCCCCGCCGUGUUCUACAGCUGGGGCGGCGCUCGCACGGCCUUUUCGGGGCUACGCCGCCGCCUCCCGCUGCGCGGCGCCGCGGGGGAACCCGACGGGGCGGCGACCCCGCCGCUGGCGCCCGACGGCGAGGCAGCCCCCUUGGCCGACGCCGCGUCUGACUUUCCUCCAGCGACAGCCGCCGACUACGAGGCCCCGGAGGGCUGCGUCUGGAUGGUGGCCACCUUGGGCCCAAAGCCGAUCGGCCUGGAGAUCGAGUUGGCAGCGGGCGACGUGCGGCUGGACCGUGGCCACGCGAUGAUGCAGUUGGCGAGCGGCUGGCAGCUCUUGGAGGCGGUCAGACGGGACGACCGUGACGACUUCCGCCGCCGCAAGGCCAAGGAGGUGACCGAGCAGAUGAAGGCGGACCUCGGGCUACCUGGGGCGCCAUUGCCUGGAGGUGCCGUGGCAGCGGCGGCAGAGGCCCCAGAGGCCACCGAGGAGCGCGACCUGCGCGACCGUCUGGGCGUGCCGCCCGCCAUCGAGAACGGGCCGCUCGCCGAGGCGGAGGGCAUCAGGACGUUGUGCGUGCAGCACGACGAUCAUGGAGAGCGACGCAAGCCAUGGCGCGAGGUCGUCGAGGAGGUGAAACGAUACACGUUCAAGGACUGGCCGCUGGACGACGGGCUCUCCACGGCCGAACGCAUGAUCAAGACGUGGGACAAGAGCGACGGCAACCCACUGCUGUGGAGCUACCUAGAGAUGAAGUGCCUGCUGAGCGCCAUCUACUACGCGGGCACCUACGUCCAGGUGAAUCUGGCGAGCAUGGCGAGCAUCGAGGCCUACUCAGGUGACCCUAGCAGGGGACCAAAGUGGGCUGGCCUUAAGCACUUCAUGGGCACCACCAGCCCCCUCGACAUCGUCGACCCGACGCUGCGCACCGCGGUCGUCCGGAAGAACAAGGAGGAGAUGGAACUGGAGAGCUGGAAGAUGCGUGCCGCCGGCGUGCCGCCGCCAAGUCCGCUGGCGGCCGCGGCGGGGGGGGGCUCCCCGACGGCGGCGGCGGCAGCGCGGGCCGCGGUGUCGAGGGCGGCAGCGGCGGGCGCGGCGGCCGCCGGGGCCGCAAGGGCGACAAGGGGGCAGGACGUGGCGGUGGGCGCGGGAGGCAGGCUUGCCAGGUGGGUCCGUUGCGACUUCAACGAUGCGGUGGGCGCCUUGAAUUGGUUUGCGAACCGACAGCACACCGGCGCCAAGCCGAAUUUUGACCAGCAGAGGGUGCACGCGCGGAUCCUCGACCUCGUGGCGGACAGCAUGCCGCCCCAGGAGACCGCGAUCCCCUCGCCGCGGGCGGCCUUCAACGAGCUGCUUCACGGCCAGAGUGUCUACGACGAGUCGGCCGGACGGAACAUCGGACGUCUUCGCAAUGUGGGGCAGAUAUCUUUGCCUAAGACCGCGGUGGAGGGACCGCGGCUGAUGGGGAUCGCACCUGCCCAUGCACGCCAGUACCUCGAGGACGGUUAUUCUCGGAGGCUGUACAUACGUUUCAUCAGGCUGCUCAGAUCGAAGGGGGUGCUUGUCUUCUUGGACGAGUCCGAGCGGCGCGAGGGGGUCAGAGUUUUCCUCGUUGCCAAGAAGAGCGACCAGCUCUGCAUGAUCGUGGACGCGCGGAAGAGCAACCUCCACUUCACUUCCCCUCCGGGCGUGGCCCUAGUUACCGCUGAGGGGCUCGCGAGGGUGGAGGUGGAGCUCGACGGCAGCAGCGUGACCGGUGCGGCGGAGGGUUUCACGUUGGGGACGUCCGACAUCAGCGACGCCUUCCACCGCUUCCGCAUCGACCGCGAGCUGUCGGGCUGCCUCUGCAUGCGGCCGGUGCUCGCCGGAGAGGUGGGGCUGGCCGGCGCGACGCUGGCCGGCCGUCGUCUGGAGGCCGACGUCCGGCUGGUGCCGGCAUGCGCUGCGCUGCCCAUGGGCUUCACCUGGCCGCUGGACCAUGGCGGAGGAGCGCAGUGCACCUACGUCGACAACCUGGGCGUCCUGGGCUUUGACGCCGCCGCGGUGGCGGAGUGCCUGGGCGCCACCACGACCCGGUUCAAUCAGGCCGGGCUCGUGACCCACGAGACGGAGCUCCAGGAGGGCCGCGGGGAGACGCUGGGCUGCGUGCUGGACGGCAAGGCGCUGAGCACCCGCCUCACGGCGAAGCGCUACUGGCGCGUGAGGCAGGGGCUCAGCUGGGUGGUGAUCGGGCAUUGCGCGUACUGCGCCAUGUGCAACCGCGACCUGUUGCUUGCGUUCACCGCCGUCUACAAGUUCAUCGCGGCGAACUAUAGUCAGGGCGCCGCGCUGUGGGCUAGCGCCCGCGCGGAGCUCCUGGCCUUCCGAGGGCUGAUGCCGCUUCUGCGCGGCGACUGGGCCCUCCCCAUGAGCAAGUUGGUGUGCCUGUCCGACGCCUCGGUGAAGAAGAUCGGGCGGGUGCAGGAGCGAUCUCGCUUCCGGCGCAUGGGCGGCCACUCGGCGCGUGCCCACUUCUUCGCCAUGAAUGGGAUUGCCAUGACCCUCGGCAGGGCCCUCAAGCCAGUUGCUGAGCUGGAAGAGGGAGACGUUGUCGCGGACGAUGCCGAGUGGGGUGUGGAUCCAGCUUUCGAGGAGAUGCCGGCGGGGAUCUUCGUGGGCGCCCGCUGGACUGAGCUAGUCGCCCGCGGGUGGCAUAAUACCACGGAGGAUAUCUUGGUAUACGAGUCUCGUGCUCUGCUUCGAGCGGUUGAGAUGCAAUGUAGCCUGUCGCCGAGUGUCGGCGAGCACCUCGACGUGAUGAGUGACAACAUGCCUGCAGUAUUCUGUUUCGAGAGAAGGAGAGCGAACAACUAUGUCGUCUUGUCCUGCAUCAGAAGGGCUGUGGCGCUAUGCCUGGCCCUGAACAAGCGAUGGGUGACAACGACGGCGGUAGAGCAGUACAUCGUACGGUUACUCAACAUGAAGCGGAGCAUCGUAGAGCACAUUGGCAUCAUCAUAAAGCACAUGAGCGCCAUGGUACAGCACAUGAAGCGGAACAUCAUAGAGCACAUGAAGCAGAGCAUCACAGAGCGCAUGAACCGCGGGGCGCCCGGGGCUCGGCGUGUGCUGAUGUGUCAGCGCCAGCGGCGACUGCGGCCAGACAGCGUCGACGGCGCGCCCGCGCCCGAGAGGCCCGAGUGGCGUGCCAGACGCUCGCGGGCCUUGUCGCCGAGUGCGCUGCCCCUGCCGCUGGUCCCGCCGCCGGGGGCAGCCUCCGUGCUGCAGCGGCGCCGGGCGCUGGUGCCCCCGCCGGGCCUGGCGGCGCGGCUGCUGAGGCCGCCGCCGAUCGCGCGGGCAGAGAUCGGGGAGAGCGACGCCACGACCAACCCAGUGGACGAGAAGGAGGCGUCAAGCCCGCUCGUCGUGGACAGCGUGGUGGGCGCUGCACCCGUGCACUACGCAAACGGGCUGCCCGAGGAGAAGCACAGGGCGAACCGUGGCAAUGUCCUGCUGUCGGCCCUCCUGCACUUCCAGCCGCAGUAUGGCAAGCUUGGCAUCUCGCGCCUCCCCCGGGCCUGGCGCGCCCUGAAAGGGUGGCAGCGCCUUUGUGGGAGGCGCUCGCGCAACGCAGUCGUGAGGGCGAGUUGGCCAGCGGUGAUCUGGGACCUUUGUUGCAGGGGGCUCUACCCGAUGGGGCUCCACGUGUCGGGGAACAUCGUGAUGCGUCGCAGACCCAGCGAGCCCUUGGCCAUCCAGCGCCGCGACCUGGCCGAGCCAGUGAAGGGCGGCGUGGACGAGUGGUUUCUGAUCCUGUCCCCAGGCCGCCGAGGCGCCACCCGCAAGAACCAGGUGCAGGACGAAGGCGUCCGCCUGGCCAACAAGCUGUGCCCAUGGCUGCCGCGAGUGGCCUCACCGCUUGCGCCCAGUACCCCAGAGUCCAGGGUGUCCCCGCCCAGCCAUCUAGAGCUGGUAGCCGAGCCCAACCGCGCACGAGCAGGGCUGGGGCACAACUCGCCGGUACGCUACCAGGGGCGCCACGCGGGGGCGUCGGUGACGGCCGACGCCCAGCUCGAGGCGCUCUCCUUCGGCCGCGUGGCCGCCCAGUCCUUCGUGCCUCGGUAA